Molecule: messenger RNA, 993 nt
Organism: Lathyrus oleraceus (garden pea)
Lineage: Eukaryota; Viridiplantae; Streptophyta; Magnoliopsida; Fabales; Fabaceae
Product: bidirectional sugar transporter SWEET6b
Exons: 6
Coding region: 106-849 (247 amino acids)
Biological process (GO): carbohydrate transport
Cellular component (GO): membrane
Molecular function (GO): sugar transmembrane transporter activity
Source: RefSeq, a predicted model, not a curated record
UCAAACUAACAUUAAAUAGCUCUCUGAUUCUCUUCUACUAUCUCUAUCAAUUUUUUCUCUUUCUCUCUGUCAUUCUUUUUCUCUUUCUCUGCAGUUUUUGAAAUAAUGGUGAAACAAUCGUUAGCUCGCACAACCGUUGGAAUCAUAGGGAAUGUCAUCUCUUUUGGCUUGUUUUUCUCACCAGCUCCAACUUUCUAUGGAAUUAUAAAGAAGAAGUCAGUAGAAGAGUUCAAGCCAGAUCCAUACUUAGCAACAUUGUUGAAUUGUGCAUUUUGGGUAUUUUAUGGCAUGCCUUUUGUGCAUCCAAAUAGCACUUUAGUUUAUACCAUCAAUGGUAUUGGAAUUGUAUUUGAGAUAGUCUAUCUUACCAUAUUUUACGUCUAUUCUACUAACAAAGGAAGGAAAAAACUAGUGCUUUUUCUUUUUAUUGAGGCUAUUUUCUUUGUCGCCAUUGUUCUUAUAACAAUGUUGGCACUUCAUGGCACUACAAAAAGAUCCUUAAUUGUUGGUGUUAUAUGUGAUAUCUUCAACAUUAUGAUGUAUGUCUCUCCUCUUACAAUCAUGGCAAAAGUUAUAAAAACUAAGAGUGUGAAAUAUAUGCCAUUUUGGCUCUCUGUAGCUAACUUUCUCAAUGGUUUGUGUUGGACAACAUAUGCUCUUCUUCACCCCUUUGAUAUUUAUGUCUUGAUAAGCAAUAGUGUUGGAGUAGUUUCUGGACUUGUUCAGCUCAUUCUAUAUGCUUGUUAUUGUUCUUGCAAAGGUGAAAACAAUGAAGAAGAUGAUUUUGAGAUGAAACCAACUAGAAUUCAUGAAAUCUCCAUUAGUGAAAGAGUUAGAGGAGGAGGAUGAAUCCUAAUUAACAUCAUAGCUUUCUUAAUUCCUUAUGUCCUUCUGUAUUUUAAUAUUUUGUCAUGCACUUUAUUAGUGUUGAACACGUGAGAAAUAUAUCUAUAUAAAAUUAAUUAAUAAUUGGAAAGUAUUGAUUAAUUUUUA